GAGCAGUCACGUACAUGUGAGGAGGACAGUCUGCUGAGGUUUGGGUGUCCAGGAUAAGGAUGGGGCAGGGGACGUCUGUUCCAGAAGACGUAGAGCAAGCCGUGGAGGUGCUGUCGACGAUCAGCGGUAAGGAGAGCCUCGCGUUAUUGGACGCUCCGUCGCACCACAUUACUGCUUAUCACAUCUCACGUCAUCUCAUCUGUGGUUCUGUUGAAAGCAAAACGUACAUUAACACAUCUUUAUAGUCUUCUCCAGGUAUCCAAGUUAGCUUUUUCAGUCCUUUACAUAUGAUAUUUUGUACAGAAGUCAAUCUGUGCUUAUUUAUAUUGUUCACAAAUAUGCACGUAGUGCUUGAAGCCAGUUGCUUGAGAGGUUAGUCGCAGCAUUUAUGAAUUCUAAACAGCAGGUGUUGGAGUUAGUCAGCUGGGGCCAGUUUCACAAAAGCAAUUUGCCAGCAUCUGCAAUUGAUGCCAGUGUCCUGUCUCACAAAUCAUUGUCAUUCGCAAAUUACAGAUACCGAGUUCACAUGUUCACACAGUUGAGCAUUUCACUGGAGCAGUCAAAUUGCUAAUUAUUUAUUAAUACAAAUCGCAGCUUAUGUGUGAAGCAAAUCUCGUGGUUUAUUAAAAAAAUAAAUGAUUUAUGAGCUUCUAGAAGAAGUAGGAUAACUGCAAUUCUGCCCAGAUAUACUAUAUUUAAUGAGUUUACACCCAAUCACAGAGCAGACAGUUUGGCAGGAUUUGCAGCAGAUGAGCAGAAAUAUUAGAAUCUAUUGACAUAAUUUGCUCAUAUGAUAUUUUAAGACAAGAUAACUGCGAAGAAGACUUUAUUUAGUAUGCCUAAUGCAAGAUUUUGUUUUGGUGAAAGGAGCUCUGUUUUUGAAUACUUGUGCUCACGAUUCACAGUGCAAAGUGAUAUUCAUUUAUCACGUACACUGGGUGUUGGUGCAGUGCCUCAGUUCAUCUAUAGACAAAUGAGGUGUGAAUGACAAAAACAAAACAAAAAGAACAACAAAAAAUACUAUUAGGCUACAAGAAUUUGCCACAAAGGAGACGUCGGUUUCCGUGCCACCAUAGUGUAGUUAAUGGUCUCAGCAUUGCUCCUCUUAUAAAGAUCGUCUAGCUUUGCUACUGGUUAUUAACCCUGUAAUGCCAAAUGUAUCAUCUUUGAUACAUAGUUUGUUUAGACCUCUACAUCAGCAGUGUGAUGAGAUUUAUUCAUUGCUUUUUUUUUAGUCCUAACUGACCUACAUGUUUAUGUUAUGUUUUAAUUUAUUUUAAGAUAAACUGUGAGCACAAAUUGCACAGAAAUGCUGGGUGUAGCACAAAUGAUACAAAUUCAAACUCAUAUAUGCAGUUAGAUUUUAUUUGUGAUCAGACUAUUCAAUAAACACUCUGGUUUCACAAGAAAAAUAAAUAAAUCAUAUAUUUUUGGCAAAUAUUUCACAGUUCAGGCUUUACAGGGUCAGGUCCUCUAAAUUUUAUAUAUUUUUUUUAAUUUCAAUUUUUUUUUUACAUUUAUUUAAAUAAUUUUUUUCAAUUUAAAUUGUCAUCUUCAAAUGACUUCAGCUAUCGACUUGGUAAUGGUCUUUAAUACAAGCCCUGUACCUCGUGCUGGACAUAAUGUUGUCUAAUGUGUUGAGCCUGCAGCCUUUCUUUGCGUAUUUAACUCUGCUUUUGCGUCAGCUUAAAAACUGCGCUCCUCUUAUUUGGAAACGUAACAGUUACACAAUAAGGGCAUGAAAGAUUGUAACAUUGCUAAAUAUUACACCAAGUAAUUGUCCCAAAGUUUCCAGGAGCACUUAAGUCGGACAAUGGGCUUUACCAGGAAUAAGGCGGGAUAAUUCAGUUUGUUGUCAGUGUGAUUACGUCUGCAGACGGUUUCAGUUGGAGGGAAUAGGUUUUUGAUCUUUUGGAUUGCUACUUGAUUCAUUAAUAAAUCUAAUUGUGCAGAAUGCCACAUAAUGAAAAGUGCAUGACCACCUUUUGCUUGCGCGCUUUGUACUUUUUAAAUUGGGAAAUGCUUGUGCGAUUGUGUGAUGAUGAUUUAAGUGAAAUAAAGGUAAUGCGAUACUCUAAAGGUGGUGGAGAUCUUUGCAGAUGGCACCAGUGUAAUUUUAGUUUCCUUCCCUAUCACCGGUACCACAGUGCCACAGUCAGAAGCUCCCAUUGUCUGAGCUGCAUGCUUAUUAGAGCUUUUUGACUCCUCAUGAUCUAUAAAUGAAUAAUAACUUUUAAAAAAGCAGUUGAGGAAUUUGGUUAAGAAAAUGAAACUAUGUGAGAGUUAAGUCCUUGUGUUGGAUAGAAGUGGUGAAAAACACUGUGGUAUGCUCAUAAACCACUUGCUGCUACUUGCACGUAAAUGUGCAGUAAAUAAAUAGUUUGAGUUUACUUUUAUCUCCAAACGGCCAACCCAGAGUCAGUCUCAGCCUGUGAUAUAUGACACCCGUGCACGUAUUGCUGAGCCAGUUGCAAUUAGCUGGAGAGGGAUUUAUGUCUUAGCUCACCCUCCACCCCUCUUUUCCUGCGAUAAACGCAGCCCAGACAUGGAGUGAGAUAAAUAAUCACACACUCUGCAGUCUAAUCGAGGAGAGGAAGAGGAAGGCAGCUUAAAAGACGCCUCACGAAGAAAAAGAAAAGAAAGGAAGCUCACAGAGAUGGUACGAACUGCUCUCUGAAGGAAAGAUGUCUCUAUUUGAGAUGGUUCAGGAGAGCCAAGAGGUGUUCAAUAAACUGCUCCACAGUCUGUCUGUAUCCAUCAGCGUGUUGACCCGACAAACACACCACAGUCUGAGCCAUCAGCCGACCUGGAGGAGAGAUGACAUCGUGCAAAAGGAUGAUACUCCUAUGUAUGCAGCACAAAUCGGCUCUGAACUCCAGAAACAGUUUGCCAUCCUGCCAGGGGGGCGAGGGAUGAAUGGAAGCCCCGUCAUCGUCUUCCCAGAAUUCCCAAGUUUCAGCGAGCUAGAAGAGGAGGAGCUCCAAAAUGUCCUCAGCUACCUCACGAGUGUCCCCAGUGUGGAAGCAUCAGGAGUGGGUUUCAUCCUGGUCAUCGACAGACGGCUGGACCGAUGGGCUGCUGUCAGGGCCACCCUGCUCCGCAUCGCAGGUUCAUUUCCCGGGAACUUACACUUGGUUCUGGUGUUGCGUCCCACUACUUUGUUCCAGCGGACUCUGUCGGACUUCCUGUUCAAGUUCAACAGGGAUGAGUUCAAAAUGAAGGUGGUGAUGCUGAGUUCUGUGACUGAGCUCCAUGCGUAUAUCGAUCCAGGACAACUAACCAAAGAGUUGGGAGGCACACAGGAAUACCACCAUGACAGCUGGAUCUCGCACCGCACUGCCAUUGAGGCCUUCGCCCUCAUGGUGAAGACCACGGCUCAGACCUUGCAAGCGUUUGGCACUGAGCUUGCAGAGACCGAGUUACCCAACGAUGCUGAGGCCACCACCAUCCUGCUGCAGACGCACACACUGAAAAAGGAUACGAUGAAGGAGGACCUGAGGGUGGCGCAGUCACAAGGAGGACGGCUGCUGGAUUGCAUCAACGAGCCUCUCAAGGCAGACCCCGAAUACAACAUGACGCAUGAUGAACAGGAAAACUUGGCCACUGUGCAGAGACUCCUAGGUCAGCUGGAUGAGACGGAGAUGGCAUUUGACGACUUCUGGGAGCGCCACCGUACCAAGCUGGAGCAGUGUUUGCACCUCCGCCAUUUUGAGCAGCACUUCCGUGAAGUGCGCGCCCAACUCGAUGUGACGUCCGACCGAUUGUCGGGCUUCUCCGAGGUCAGCGUAAGCCCCGCCCAUGCAGAGCACGUCCUCAGAGAGCUCAGCGGCCACGAGGAUAAAGCCCGAGACAUCUUAGACCUCGCCUUGUCCUUGGUCAGUGAAGGUGACAGGCUGAUAGAAAACUCCCACUACGCCGAGGACUCCAUCAGGCCAAAGUGCACCGAACUGAGAGGAGUGUGUGAGGAGAUCAGCUCCACUCUGAGGAGCAAAAAGAGCCUCCUGCUAAGAGCCAUGGAGCUCCACCACGCUCUGGAGGAGGCGUCGCACUGGUGUGAGGAAGGCAUCUUCCUGUUGGCUAACCAGCCAGUGGACCGCUGUCAGUCUCAGGACGGGGCAGAAGCAGCUCUACAAGAACUGGAGCGAUACUUGGAUACAGCAUCCCUGCACACCCUCACUGACCGCAGCGCCAUCUGCUGCCAGUACGAGGCGGUGCUCAACUCUCAGCUCAGGGACCAGAUAGAGAGAGUUUUCCAGAAGCAAAGCUCCGUCCAGGAGAUGUUCGAGAAGAGACGCGUCAGCCUGAAGAAACUCGCCGCUAAACAGACGAGACCAGUCCAGCCAGUAGCUCCAAGACCUGAAGUCAAGUCACCGCAUUCUUCUCCUCAUCUAGAGAGAAAAGACAGGAGAUACUCUGCUGAUAAUGCCCUCUCCAAAAAGGUGGAGUCUCCUGUACACAACGGUGGCACAAGACAUGCUUCUCUUUCAGAAGAAGAAGAAAACUUGGCAGUGCUUCGCCGUCACGUGAUGAACGAGCUGCUGGAGACGGAGAGAGCUUAUGUCGAGGAGCUGCUGUGUGUGCUGGAGGGUUACGCGGCAGAGAUGGACAACCCUGCCAUGGCUCACCUCAUCCCCAGCAACCUGCACAGCAAGAAGGACAUCCUGUUUGGGAACAUGCCAGAAAUCUACCAGUUUCACAAGAGGACAUUCCUGAAGGAACUGGAAGCAUACACUGACUGCCCAGAGCUGGUGGGCCGCUGCUUUUUAGAACGGAUGAAGGACCUGCAGAUCUAUGAGGCUUACUGCCAAAAUAAACCUCGCUCCGAGAGCUUGUGGAGACAGUGCUCCGACUGUGCCUUCUUCCAGGAGUGCCAGAAGAAGCUGGAACAUAAACUUGGAUUGGACUCCUACCUCCUUAAACCCGUCCAGAGAAUCACCAAGUACCAGCUACUGCUUAAGGAGAUGUUGAAGUACAGCAAGGGCUGUGAUGGUUGUGACGACCUACAGGAAGCACUGUCCUCCAUUCUUGGGAUUCUCAAAGCUGUUAAUGACUCCAUGCAUCUCAUUGCCAUCACAGGAUAUGAGGGUAACCUGUCAGAGCUGGGUCGUCUGCUGAUGCAGGGCUCCUUCAGCGUGUGGACCGAGCAUAAGAAAGGUCAUGCCAAAGUGAAGGACCUGGCCAGGUUUAAGCCCAUGCAGAGGCACCUGUUCCUGCACCAGAAGGCUCUGCUCUUCUGCAAGAGGAGAGAGGAGAACGGGGAGGGCUACGAGAAAGCUCCGUCUUACAGCUUCAAACACUCCCUCAGUAUGAGUGCGGUGGGCAUCACAGAGAAUGCCAAGGGAGACAACAAGAAGUUUGAGAUCUGGUGCAACUCGAGAGAAGAAGUUUUUAUAGUGCAGGCCCCGACGCCGGAGAUUAAAACAGCAUGGGUGAACGAGAUCCGCAAAGUUUUGACUCAGCAGCUCAAAGCCUGCAGAGAUGCCAGCCAGCAGAAGAGCUCAGACUCUAUGUCCCCAAGUCCCACCAGCAACAACUCUACUUCCAUCUCUCUCAGCCCUUUCCGUAGCAGCGGUCAGAAGAACCAGAAGAAGCAAGAGGAGAAGAAGACUGAGCCAGCCCCGACCUCUGACAGCAACUCGUCAUCCUCGCCGAAACACAAAGAAGAGCCGGUGACCAGUCCGACCACUGACAGGUCCUCAGUGGCCAAAAAGCGUUUUACUUUGCAGGGCUUCAGCAAUCUCAAGAGUCCCAAAGGCUCGACUCUGAGCCCUGAGCACAGCUCCAAACGCCACCUGGUAAAGAGCGAUCCCACACCGUUUGGGUUCAAAGGCUGGAACAAGGCGUCUCUCUCAGCGGACGCCUCAGAAGAGAACGAUGGGUACUCCAGCGGCGAGGACCCCAUGAACUCUGACCCCGAGGACGAAGUAGGAAAGAAGCUGGCUCCAGGAAAGUAUACUGUGGUAGCAGACUGCGAGAAAGCAGGACCUCAGGAGCUGUCUGUUAAGAGUGGAGACAUGGUCCAGCUGAUCAGAGAAGGAGAGGAGGGACAGUGGUUUGUAAAGAACCUUCGCACCAGUAAGGAGGGCUGGGUGGCAGCAGCAAACCUCCUCAGCCUCAUCUCAGAGUCCAAGUCAUCUCAAUCACUCAGCAGCUCAGAUGGCAGCGUCUCUGGGAACCUCAGCACUUCUUCCAGCUGUAGUGAGACCUACACCAGCUUCUCCGACAUCAAACCCUGACCUGAGUCAGGUCUUCCCAGCUUUUUUUUUUUUUUGUUAAAUCACUGCACCUAAAAUCAUUUUGUACAGGUGGAAAAUGCUUAAAAAACAAAGAAGAAAAAAAGCUGGAGUUUGGUCUGACAGGAGGACAGUCACCCACGUCACAGUUUCUAAAUCCAUCUGAAAACCAAAACUUUCUCUGCAGAUCAGCCAGCGCUGGCUAAGUGCUAACUGCCCCCCUUUUUCCAGAGUAUUUAGAAGAACUGCACUGUCAUUUAAAAUUGUUUUUAUAUUCAAAGGUGUCAGCAUGUUGGUAGAAUUUAAGUAUAGAUUUUUUUUUUUUUGCCGUUCCUUCGAGCGAGAGGGAAAUAUCAGGGAUAUCUGUCAUUCCUCGGCACACAAGUCAUGUGAUGUAUCACCUCCUGCGAGGCCUUCUUUAAAGCUAAAUGUCCGCAGUCUAAUAACUGACUGAACAGGCAGUCCAGGCCUAGUGAUUAUGUAGCAUUAAUGUGGAGAGGUUAGAAAGGACAUCUGCACUAAACACGCGCCGUCUGCAGAGGGGACAGAACUGCUGGUUAGUCGAGCCCCUUCAAGUCGAUGACGACAUCACAGCACGGCGACAGAUUCUUGUGCAGGAGGAUGUUAUGUAGACAAACACCAUCAGACCCCCGAUAACGCUGGCUUUGGUGUCAGUCACUGAUUGCACACUGUGAAAAGUAGCAGGCGGCCGCAAGAGGAAAAAUGCUUUCAGUACAUCUGGGAGGAAAAGUGAGCAGGUUGAUUGCGUGCAGGCGUUUUGUGUUGUUGAAGCUACUAAAGAACGCUGUAUUCCUCACACAUGGAUAAUGAGCUUCCCCUAAAAGCUGUUUUUAUGAUAUUAAGAACCGCACGCAGUCACUAGGUGAAUGUCAACAACAGUGCAACCUGGUGGUCAGGUGUCUUGCACUUCAUUCUAAAUGAAUCUUUUUCCUCCUAUGAGGGAUUGAGCAACCCGCCAGUGCACUGCUCUGGAUUUUUACCUCUCAGGAAGACGUUUCUGUAGGCAGACAGGUGUGACUGCAUACCUGUCUUUGUGUCCGUGGGGGUGCGCGCGCACACUCACCUGAUUGUUUGUGUUGACAACAGACAGCAGUUCGAUCAGAGUUUUUCAGACACAUGUGCAGCCUCUGCUCAAACAGCUGUCGCGGCCCAAAUCUCAGUGUUCUGAAUGUGUGUCUGUUUUUUGUGUCACCGUGCUCACCUAUCUUUGGUCUGCACCGCAGCAACAAAAGCAGGCUUUGUCCCCCUCCUCCUCCCCCCCUCCUCUCUGUGCAACCAGCCCCAUUCAAGCAUGUGACAGUAGCUGCUUCUCCGCAAGCUGGGUUAAUAAUACCACGGCCCGGACCUGCUCGACAUGUUUGCACCUCCGGCCUGAGAGCAAUACUUUGUGUACUUGACACCAAAAUGUAGCUGAGUAAACGUCACAGUUAAGUAACUAGUUUAGAAAAUGUGAUACGUCCACUGUUCUGAUGUAGAUUGAUGCCCAACCGCCUUUGACGACCAGCUGUUCUGCACGCAACUUCUGAAACCUGUGCUAUUCUGAACACUGAAUGACACCUUGCUUUUUAAAUGUUUUUUAAAUAUAUAUCCCAGGAUUUUUACUGUAUCCACGAGGUACACUGUAAAACAAUCGCUCCUUUUUCCACCUGCGUUGUUGAAUGUGUGACACUGUUUCAAACAGGAAACCAGCUUGUCCACCUGCUUGACAAAGCCAUGAUUAACAGUUUUUUUUUCUUAGAUUUUUUUUCUUAAUUGGACUAAAAUCAGUGCUUGUGAUUGCCUUCUCAAGAACUUGCUGAGAAGCACUUUUUUCUUUUAAGAUCCUCCCACUGAACGUAAAGGAAGAGGAAACAAACCAGUUUACAGGCCUUUCGAUGUCAAACUGUGAGCUAAACUGUGGCUUGCAUAGCUGUGCGUCCACGUGCUGAGAAAUAAAUGUUACACUUGUACAGAUGUGUCCUCUUAUACCUCACACUGUUCCCCCUAAAGAGCAUGUAUAUUGUUAAGAGGAGUCUCUCUAUCUCUCUGUAUAUCAUCACUCUGUGUGGCAUGUACUUCAUAAGCCCCAUGCUGUAAACCUCCUGGAGAACUAUUUUUUACCUGUUUGUGAGAGUUUAUAUUCUGCCCUCUUGAGAAAGCUGACAUGGGCACUAAAGUCGUCAGUUUUUUGGUUUUUUUUUGGUCACCCAAAUAAAAUCUUACCGUGUAAUUUGUACUUUUUCGACUCAGAGGCUGGAGACAUGAGAAAGGAUUCUAUUUUUUAAAGUUUGUUUUUAUGCAGCACAUUGCAGCACCCACUGUCUUGAUUUUCCUAUUGCACAUCUACUGAAUAUGCUGUUGAUAUAACAGCAUAUUACAAUUUAAAACUUGUUACAAGACAUAUCCAUGUACAUUUGUAAAUAUGUAAUUCUGACUUGUAUGUAAAUUGAAAAGCAGCUUUAAUAAAGUCUGAAAUGGUUUCCUCUAUUGAA
This is a messenger RNA of Haplochromis burtoni (Burton's mouthbrooder), 8725 nucleotides long. It is a transcript of the gene mcf2la, whose product is annotated as mcf.2 cell line derived transforming sequence-like a. The record is from RefSeq and is a predicted model, not a curated record. Gene Ontology annotation, biological process: positive regulation of Rho protein signal transduction; intracellular signal transduction. Gene Ontology annotation, molecular function: guanyl-nucleotide exchange factor activity; protein binding. Gene Ontology annotation, cellular component: cytoplasm; extrinsic component of membrane. The transcript has 32 exons. Bases 2685 to 6236 code for a protein of 1183 amino acids. NCBI's taxonomy places the organism in Eukaryota, Metazoa, Chordata, Actinopteri, Cichliformes, Cichlidae.